Rotaria sp. Silwood1 is the source of this 164-nucleotide messenger RNA. The record is from the annotation of a GenBank genome assembly. NCBI's taxonomy places the organism in Eukaryota, Metazoa, Rotifera, Eurotatoria, Philodinida, Philodinidae.
AUGCUUGGUUUCUCGGAAGAUGAAAUUGCUUGUUUUAUUGCAUUUAUUCGUAUUCUUUCAUGUAUUGCUCAAACUCUUCUUUUGGCAUGUUUACAAAAAUAUUUCGGUGCAAAAGAAACUAUAAUGGUUGGAUUAUUUUUUCAAAUUGUUCAAUUAGCAGCAUU